UUAAUUAGCAAAUGCUACUCUAACUUCCAUACCUCCUCUUCCCACUACCAUAAUCCCGCCACCUUCAUCACCACUAUCACCACCACUACCGUACUAACCAAUUACCAUCAAGACUUCCUCUACUUUCAUCUUGUAUCUGUGUUUUGUUUGCCAGUCAGUCACAAGACAGAAGUUCGGACGGGGCAUGGAACCUCGCGGAUUAUUCUAGAGAGAUGUUAAAGAAAAAAAUACCAACAACAACAAAACAAUAAUCAGUUUCACGUUGCUUUUGAGCUGUGAUCAUGUAAUGGUAGCUGCCUGAUAGUGUUGUUUUGUGAAGAACCCCUAACUCCUUAUUGAACCACUCUACUGCUGAUAGAUCUCAUAACAUCAAGCAGUCCCAAUCUACCGAACCUUCUUGCCAGAAUUGUAACACAGAAUGGACAUUUGGUAAGAAUGAUGGAGAAAGCAUUUAACAUAUUGAUAAGAUGCUGAAUCAAACAUCAUCACCUGCCUCACUUGCUUCGUAGGAAUAGUUAAUUACAUGCCAAGAGACACUUCUGGCAAGUGUCACUAAGACCAGUCUUUUACUCCCCAAAACUUUGGUUUCAUAUGCUAGUUUUGGGAGGACUUCAGUUCUUCAAACAGAAGUAAAACAAUGUCGUCGGUUAAAGUUGCUGUAAGGGUACGUCCCUUCAACAGUCGGGAAAUUGCCCGAGACUCAACUUGUAUCAUUGAUAUGUGUGGAACAACAACCACUAUACAGAAUCCUAAACCUGGACCCAAGGACCAAAUGUACAAGAGCUUUAAUUUUGAUUAUUCAUAUUGGUCCCACACUGAUCCUUCUGAUCCUGAAUUUUCGUCCCAGACAAAAGUGUAUGAAGACAUCGGCCUGGAGAUGUUGGAACAUGCUUUUGAAGGAUACAAUGUCUGUAUAUUUGCAUAUGGACAGACUGGUGCAGGGAAAAGCUACACCAUGAUGGGAAAGAAUGAAGACAGCCAACGUGGGAUAAUCCCACUGUUGUGUCAGGAUUUAUUUGACCGGAUCAAAGACAAUAAAACUGCCGAACAGAUGUACUCCGUGGAGGUCAGCUACAUGGAAAUUUACUGUGAGCGUGUACGGGAUCUUUUGAACCCCAGUAACAAAAACAACCUUCGCGUGAGAGAACAUCCAUUAUUAGGUCCAUAUGUCGAGGACCUUUCUAAAUUGGCCGUACAAUCUUUUGAAGACAUCGGAAAACUCAUCGAUGAAGGCAACAAAGCCAGGACCGUUGCCGCUACAAACAUGAACGAAACCAGCAGCCGUUCACAUGCUGUUUUUACCAUUAUAUUCACCCAGAAAAAACUUGACCAAGCCACUAAAAUGGUUGGAGAAAAGGUGAGCAAAAUCAGUCUUGUAGACUUGGCCGGCAGUGAACGAGCUGAUUCAACCGGUGCCAAAGGAACCCGCCUGAAAGAAGGCGCUAACAUUAACAAAUCUUUGACGACCCUUGGAAAAGUAAUUUCUGCUCUGGCAGACGUGAGUGCUUCUGAAGCGAUAAAGGUCAGCAGCAAGAAAAAGAAGAAAACAGAUUUCAUUCCUUACAGAGAUUCUGUACUAACAUGGCUUCUUCGAGAAAAUUUGGGUGGAAACUCAAAAACUGCCAUGGUUGCUGCACUCAGCCCAGCUGACAUCAAUUUUGAUGAAACCCUCAGUACACUAAGAUAUGCUGACCGAGCCAAACAGAUCGUGUGUAAGGCUGUGGUCAAUGAAGAUCCAAAUGCCAAGGUCAUUCGUGAGCUCAAGGAAGAAGUUGCUCGUUUACGAGAACUUUUGGUUCAUGAAGGAAUUGAAAUAAAUGAAUGUAACACCCCAACCGGCCAAAAAGAAAUAAAACGCACUCGUAAAGAAUCCAUGUCCACCGAUGGUGAUGACCCAGUGGAACGUCUUCAGUUGUCUGAGAAACUAAUGGCUGAACUCAAUGAAUCUUGGGAAGAAAAACUUCGUAAAACAGAAGCUAUUAGAAAAGACAGAGAAGCAGUUCUUGCUGAAAUGGGUGUAGCUCUGAGAGAAGAUGGCGGAACCAUCGGCGUAUUUUCUCCAAAAAAGACCCCUCACUUGGUCAACCUGAAUGAGGAUCCUUUGAUGUCAGAGUGUCUUAUUUACUACAUCAAGGAUGGUAUUACGAGGGUUGGUCUACCAAACACCAAACAGCCCCCUGAUAUUCAAUUAAAUGGAACCCAUAUCAAAGAAGACCAUUGUAUGUUUGAUAAUAACGAAGGUACAGUUACUGUAAUUCCAAGCAAUGGAUCCAUACUCUAUGUUAACGGCCGUCAAAUCACUGAGCCAACCAUCCUGAAAGUCGGCGCUCGUGUAAUCCUUGGCAAAAACCACGUUUUUCGUUUCAACCAUCCAGUGCAAGCUCGUGAAAGCCGAGCCCUGAUGACUGAAAGUAUUACAGACCUUGAAAGUCUGUCUCAGAACCAAGAACCAGUUGACUGGACAUUUGCUCAACUUGAAUUGCUGGAAAAUCAAGGAAUUGAUCUGAGAAAGGACAUGGAACAGAGAUUGCUUGCCCUUGAAGAGCAGUAUCGGAAAGAGAAAGAAGAAGCUGACAUGCUUUUUGAACAGCAAAGAAAGGACUAUGAGUUCCAAAUUCAUGCUUUACAAGAACAGGUUGAGAGACAUUCUAUGAUGUCCAGUUACACCACCGAUGACUUCAAUGAAGAAGAAGACCAUCAGAUGGAAUGCACAUGGACUGACCAUGAGCGUCAAAUAGCCCUCUGGGCUUUUCGGAAAUGGAAAUACCAUCAAUUUACAUCCCUGAGAGAUGAUCUCUGGGGCAACGCUAUUUUCUUGAAAGAAUCCAAUGCCAUCAGUGUCGAACUUAACAAGAAGGUUCAAUUUCAAUUUGUUCUGCUGACCGACACCAACUACUCACCUUUGUCCUCUGAACUCUUGCCUCAAGAUGAGAGAGACAGUAACAGACCAUUUCCCAAGACCAUUGUUGCUGUUGAAGUGCAAGACUUGAAGAACGGCGCUACUCACUUUUGGAGUUUGGAGAAAUUGAGACAACGGUUGGAGCUCAUGCGACAGAUAUAUAAUGAGGAUCUAUCACCCGAGACACCUGAGGCCAAACAGGACUUCUUUCACUGCCUGGCCGCCUGUGGCAACCAGACUUACUUUAACUUUUACAAUCUCAUCCCAUCCAGACAAAGACUGGAGCUGAUGCGAGAGAUGUACCACAAUGAGGCUGAGCUUUCCCCUACUUCACCUGAACCAAGCAUCGAUAACAUGACUGGUGGUGAUCCGUUUUAUGACCGCUUUCCCUGGUUUCGUCUUGUAGGAAGGUCCUUUGUAUACUUGAGUAAUUUAUUCUAUCCGGUUCCUUUGGUACACCGUGUUGCCAUUGUCAACGAGAAAGGAGAUGUGAAAGGAUACCUAUGUGUGGCUGUCCAAGCUGUGACAGAAAAAGAGGACACUGUUGAUUAUGCUCCAGGAAUCAAGCAAUCUGGAAAUGCCAAAAUAUCUUUUGAUGAUGAUAACUACUUCGAAAAGAAACAGUUGUAUAGCCCAAAACUUGCACAAGAUUGCAGUAAUUUGAAGAAAGCUGUUGAACUUCCACCGCAGGAGGAAGAACGUAUCGUUGAGGGCGAAGGUACCAAUCCAGAUUCUAAUGAAAUGCUUGAGGAAGGUAAAGUGAAUGUGGAUAAUACUCGUGAGUCUGCAGACCACUUCCCAGACAUUGCAGACAAGGAAUUGCCAGAACACCUGAAAAUAGGAUCUGUAUUUCAGUUCCGAGUCACAGUCUUAAAAGCAUCUGGUAUUUCUCCUGAAUAUGCUGAUAUAUUCUGCCAAUUUAACUUUCUUCAUAGACACGAUGAAGCUUUCUCCACUGAACCUUUAAAGAAUUCAGGGAAAGAACUUCCUCUCAGCUUUUACCAUGUUCAAAAUUUCACCGUUACAGUCACCAAGUCUUUUAUUGACUACAUCAAAAGUCAACACUUGGUAUUUGAAGUGUUUGGUCACUACCAACAACAUCCUCUUCAUGAACAAGCCAAAGAAAAUUUGUUGUGUUCUGGAAGCCCAUUAUACUCAAACAUCCGACGUCCCCCACGUCGCAGUUUUCCCAUGUCUCUGCCUGUAUCAAAACCAGUACCAUCACCAAAAUUCGGUGUCAUAACUCCACCCAGCACUUCAGAAGUAGACAUACCACUUAAUUCUCUUGUAAUGGAGAUAAACAAAUCAUUAACCAAUUGUAGUCCCCUGGCUGUCCCCUCUGGCUGGACACUAGAUCCCAGUACUUCUCCAGUUCAUGCAAAAUACGACCUUUUGGUUUGGUUUGAAAUCUGCGAACUUGCACCCAAUGGAGAGUACGUACCCACAGUUGUAGACCAUUCUGACGACUUACCCUGUGCCGGCACCUACCUUCUCCACCAGGGUAUACAAAGACGUAUCACCAUAACCAUUGUUCACGAGAAAGGACCAGACUUGAUAUGGAGGGAUAUCAAGGAACUUGUAGUUGGUCGUAUCAGAAAUACUCUGGAUUAUCGAGAUGUGGACAGCGAGAAUACUGUUCUGUCUCUGAGUCUCUUCCCUGCUCACUAUGUACAGCAACCCAAUGAUGAUAGGAUAUUUUUCCGGUUUGAAGCUGCCUGGGACAGUUCCCUUCACAACUCUCCACUUUUGAACCGAGUGACUCCCUAUGGAGAGAAAGUCUUCAUGACAUUAUCUGCAUAUUUGGAGGUUGAUAAUUGUGCCCAGCCUGCCUACAUCACGAAAGACUUGUGUCUGCUUAUCCAUGCCCGUGACGGAAAACUAACUGCUCCAAGAUCCCUGCGUAACCUAUUUUCUGGAGGUUAUUCUCGCAAGGACACCAACAGACUAGGUGGUGUUUAUGAAUUGUUCUUACGCCGUUGCAACAAUUCUGGAAGUCCAGGUGUACAAAGACGUCAGCGUCGUGUUCUAGAUACAUCUUCCACCUAUGUUCGUGGGGAGGAGAACCUUAACGGCUGGCGGCCCCGUGGUGACUCUUUAAUCUUAGAACACCAAUGGGAACUUGAGAAACUCACUCGACUGGAAAUGGUAGAGAAGGCACGGCACAUUCUCCUGUUGAGAAAGAAACUUGGUGAACAAAACAAAACCCAAGAGCUGAGCAAACUUGAUAAAGAUGCGUCCAACAUGUAUGCAAAAGCCAAGUCACAGCGUGCCAAGGAAGAAGAGCUGAAAGGAGAUGAUGACAAGGACCUCUCCACUGAUGGAACUGAUAAGAAACUGAAAUUUUCCAAUCCCGGUGGACCUAUCCCAGAUUUUGUCACUAAUGGCGACGCCAACAAGGAAUUGACAGCCAAAUGUCUACGACUCCUAUUACAAGGACGUCUACCCCUCAGCUCUCAGAACAAGCCUCUUGCAGCAUUAAAUGAGAGUAUGGUUAGCAGUAACUCAGAUGAAGAUGAGACUGCCCCCAUGAGCAUGGACAACGUGAUGCAGGCAAGCACUAGCAGUAGUGUCCUCAACACCAGCCUGAUCAAUAGCAACCAGAACUGUAGCAUGGACAGCAGUGUCACUUCAGAUAUCUUAAGUGUGUCAAUGCAUUCAGAAGGACAAGCUGCUAAUGCUCACAAAUGGCCUACAUCUACUGAGACAAAAACCCAGUCGAAAUCUUGCGAAAGCUUAUCGUCAAUGGCCGAGAAUUCUGAACGUAAGUUCUCUUUGCCAUUGAAGACUAACAAGCCAGAGACUGACCAACAGUUAUUCAUUCCAGACAUUGAGGAAGUGAGGGUCAGCCCCAUAGUAUCGAGGAAAGGUUACCUCAACUUCUUGGAAGAGAAGACCAAUGGAUGGACAAAACGUUGGGUGGUUGUCCGUCGUCCUUAUGUGUAUAUCUACAACAAUGAGAAAGAUCCCGUUGAAAGGGGUCUGAUUAACUUAGCCACAGCUCAGAUUGAAUAUAGUGAAGAUCAACAAGCUAUGCUCAAGACUCGAAACACAUUCUCUGUAAUGACCAAACAUAGAGGAUUUUUCCUUCAAACUCUUGAUGACAAAGAUUUCCAUGAUUGGCUAUAUGCCAUCAAUCCACUUCUCGCUGGCCGAAUUAGGUCUAAACUGUCACGGAGGAAACAGUCGGUGAAAAUAUGAUCUGCAAUAAGUCCAGUACCUCGCAGCAGACAGCUUGGUCAGUUCUACAGCAGUGCCGCUGCCAUAUGCAGCCUUCUUAGAAGGAAGUUGAAAGCAAAACUGCAGUUCAAGCAAAACAAAUACAAGCAUAUCACAAACCAAACCUAACUUAAAUGAAAUCCCAUUAUUUGUGUAAUAUGUAGAUAAUAGACACACAUUAACACAGCUAAACACACAGACAAUAUAUUAUAUAUAUAUGGAUAUAUAUGUGUAUAAAUAUAUGCAUAUCUACAUUAUUUAUCUAUCUCUCUAUGGAUAUAUUUAUAUUAUAUAUAUUUACAUACACACACAUACA
Messenger RNA from Octopus sinensis (East Asian common octopus), 6431 nucleotides. Its product is annotated as kinesin-like protein unc-104. Gene Ontology annotation, biological process: microtubule-based movement. Lineage: Eukaryota; Metazoa; Mollusca; Cephalopoda; Octopoda; Octopodidae. The transcript has 51 exons. Gene Ontology annotation, molecular function: microtubule motor activity; microtubule binding; ATP binding. Bases 638 to 6097 code for a protein of 1819 amino acids. The record is from RefSeq and is a predicted model, not a curated record.